AAUAAGAGGACACCAUUUUUAGUGUUAGCAUAUUUGUAUUUUAUAGUUAUUGCAAGUGUUUUAGGUACAGGUAUUUUAGGUUUACCAGUAAAAUUGUCACACAGUGGUUUCAAACCGUUUGUUGCCUCAUAUACGUUGUGUUUCUUUAUGCAAUUAUUAUCAAUUUUCUUUUUGAUUGAAGUUCUUCAAAGAAUAUAUUCAAUUAUUAAGGCAAAUUCAAUUUUAUCAACAAAUAGUUUUUCUUCAUCACCAAUUGAUGACAGAUCUCGUAACGAAAUUGAUGUAGAUAAUACAGGUAUACCAAAGAAUAAUAUUCAGUUGGAUAUUUUAAAUCAUAAUAGUGGUACUGCUGGAAGAAGGAUUAUUAACAGUAGCAGCGGAGUUUCACCAGAUUUAAAUAAUGAAAAUAAUAAUGAUACAAGCGAACUAUCAGAAUCCACUGAUAUUAAAGCAUCUUCAAAUGGUGGCUCAUCAAUAAAAUCAUCCCCAACUUUAAAUGAUAGAAGCGAAGGGGAUAACGACGAAGAAACAAUGAUGAAUGAAAAAUUAGAAAAAGAAAACAGAGAAGAUAAUGAAAAUUUAAUUCAAAAAGAAGAGCAAGAGGAGGAAACCAAACAAGCACAUUCAUCCACAGAAAAAGAAACCGAAACACCAAACCUUCAUAUUAUUGGUUUGAAGUUCUUAGGUCCAAUUUCAUAUGCUUUUUUUAUAUUUUCAGUUCUUUUACAUUUUUGUUCUGUAUUGAUUGGUUAUGGUUUAGCAGGUUCAGAAGCAUAUGCCCAAUUGUUUAGUAUUGACCAUUCCUUUUUAAUUUUCCCAGUAAUUUUAUUGUUUACAAUAAUUGUAAUUUUUGGUUCCAAAUCUCUUGGCCGUAUUAUUACAUUGUUUACUUUUGCAAAAGGAACCCUUUUAAUGAUAAUUGUAUUUAUAACUGGCAUCAUUUCAAAUCAUGUACAAAAUAACAUCAGUAAUGAUUGGUCAUAUAUCGGCAAGUCAUUCUUAAUUUCAACUGUAGCAUUAGGUGGAGCAAGUAGUGUUUUACCAGUAGUAUUCCCAAAAAUAGUUUUCACCAAAAGAGAAAUAAAGAAAUGUUACACUGUUGCAGGCUCAGCUUUAUUUACUGUUUAUAUUUUAAAUAUCAUUUGGUGUUGGUUUUUACUUCAAAUUAUUCCUCAAGUUCCAAACCCCAAUAACCCAGGUUUUCCAUCUUUAGAGGAAGCAGCUAUCCAUGGUGAGAUUGCCACCAUUCCAUUAAUGAAGGUUGUAUCUGAAAGUUUCCCACAGUUUCUUUGGAUCGCUUAUUUGGUCAAUAUCUUUAUAGUUAUAUCCAUCACUAUCAGUUUCAUCACAGUCGGUACUGGUUUCAAACAUACACUCGACGGUUUUAGUAUAACUUGGCGUAAAAAAAGUUUAUCGAAUUCUUAUCAUGAAGAAGAGGAUGGUGACGAAUUUUAUAACAAUACAAAUAGCGGUAGUGGUCUCGGUAAUGCCAAUCCUAUUACCCAGUCUCACGACGAAGACGAUAACGAUUUAUUAGUUUUACCAGCAUCUGUCCAAGAUAGUAUUAAUGGCAGCAAUAAUAAAUUAUCAACCAAAUUUAAAAUAAUGGUCGAAAGAAUUAAAUAUAAAAUAAUUCAUCAAACAAGAAAAGCAAAAUUAUGGAUAUAUUCAAAAAUUAAUUUAGUAAAUUCAAAAAUCGACGAUAAAGAAGGUCAAUCAACAAUGGAACAAAACUUUUCAGUUCGUUUCCCAAUAAGAGAAUUCAUAUUCUACAUUGGUUUCUUUGGUUUCAUUCUCUUGGUAGCUUUAAUGAAUCCAAAAGGUUUCUUACAAGUUAUGGAAUCAGGUACAUCACUAGGUCUCAAUUUACAAUCAGGUACAUUUAUGGUAAUGAUGUUACAAUUCGCUAGAAGUCAUUAUGGUCAAUAUUCUAUUCCUUUACCUGUUCAUAAUUAUAUUUAUAAUUUACGUUAUUUUGUUUUUGCAUAUUUUACAUUUGCUGUAUUAUAUGAUUUUUAUGUUAUAUUAUUUUAA
Molecule: messenger RNA, 2034 nt
Organism: Dictyostelium purpureum
Lineage: Eukaryota; Evosea; Eumycetozoa; Dictyosteliales; Dictyosteliaceae
Exons: 2
Biological process (GO): amino acid transmembrane transport
Source: RefSeq, a predicted model, not a curated record